AUGACAGCUCAAGUAUCAAAGGAAACAAAUGAAGAGUGGCGAGGUGGCCCAUGUGAUUGUGUGUUAUCACAAAGCGCAGAAGCCAAGCCAGGGCCGGCCCACAAGGCCCAAGUGGUCCAAGCAUCAUUUAGUGUUAGGUCGACCCUGGAAGAAGCUGAAGAAUACACAGUAAGAGCUGCCUUAGGUUGGACUAGUGUUCCUCCCGGUGGUGCUUCUUUCUAUUCCAAAUGGACUCAAAACUUCACAUUCAAACUAAGUGGCAAUCAAACUAAGUUCCCGAAUGAUAACUCAAUGUUCAAUUUUGAAUCUGGAAGCCACACAGUGGCCUUACUCACCAAGGCUAACUAUGACAAGUGUAAUGUCAAUGACUACAUCCAAAAUUUCAACACAGGACCUGGUAGAAUCACACUCAAUAGCACAGGGGAGUUCUACUUUACCUUCACCUUCUCUGGCCAUUGCAGCAGUGGCCAAAAGCUAAGGGUUGAAGUCACUAGUGGUGGUUCCUCUUCUUCUCCUGUACCAAGAAAAGCUCCAGCAGAAGGUCCUUCUUCUCCUCCACCACAGGGUUCAGCCACUCCUCUGGCUGCUACCUUCUCUGUUCUCCAUAUCACCAUUGCCCUCAAUUUUUGUCUCAGUUUUAAGACAGCUACUGUUAUGAUACACAAGGUUCUUUCAAUUUCAAUGUCGGGUUUCCAUGAUUUUGGUUUGUGAUAUAUGCCUACUAUAGAGGGGCUACAUUUGUGUUGUAUAUGUGCUUUCAAUUCACUUAAAAAAAUUUGUUUCAUUCCCAGCUGCAGCCUUGUUUAAUUUGUUUGGUAUGAGAAUGAGAUGAUUAUAUAUUAGAAUUUGUU
Molecule: messenger RNA, 851 nt
Organism: Lotus japonicus
Lineage: Eukaryota; Viridiplantae; Streptophyta; Magnoliopsida; Fabales; Fabaceae
Product: early nodulin-like protein 15
Exons: 3
Coding region: 1-711 (236 amino acids)
Cellular component (GO): plasma membrane
Molecular function (GO): electron transfer activity
Source: RefSeq, a predicted model, not a curated record